Messenger RNA from Aquila chrysaetos chrysaetos, 3333 nucleotides. RefSeq names its product ST6 N-acetylgalactosaminide alpha-2,6-sialyltransferase 1 (gene ST6GALNAC1). Bases 560 to 2263 code for a protein of 567 amino acids. The record is from RefSeq and is a predicted model, not a curated record. Gene Ontology annotation, molecular function: alpha-N-acetylgalactosaminide alpha-2,6-sialyltransferase activity. Lineage: Eukaryota; Metazoa; Chordata; Aves; Accipitriformes; Accipitridae. The transcript is spliced from 12 exons.
GAUACUGUAAGGAUGGUCUGUUGUUUGCCAGUUCUGCUCACCUCUUCUCUGUUCAUCAAUUCCACUUACCAGUUGCAGUGUUGAAACAAAAUUUGAUCACCUGUACUCUGCUCUGAGUCAAACCAGAUUGAUAAAACUGGUGACCAAGGGUUUGCAAGCAUGAGUGUGACUCAAUUUGGCCUGCAGGAAAACCCUGGUAAUUUUGGUGACCACCAGGCCUGUCUUGAUUUUGGCAUUUCGGAUGCAGUUAGCAGAGCAGGCAGGUAGAACAGUUAUCUGUGACUGAGCAUAUCUAACACAGAUAUGGCACAAGAUCGGACAGCCUUAAGAUACUGGUUUUGUUGGCUUUCCAGACCAGUGGUGCACUUCAAAGUUUGUAGCAGGUAAACUUGCACCUGGGAGACCUUCUGUCUGGAAAAGUUUGUGGUGCUGUAGCAUGGCUCAUCAUAUUCCUCUCAGCAAUGACUGCCUUUCAGUAUCAAUUGAAGGAAACACAGUAAGGUCCUCUCAUAACUAAUGUCUUGCACAUAAAUCCAGAGGGACUAACUUGUCAGGAAGUAUGGACAAUAAAGAAAUGCAGCUACUGCUGAGCCUUGUACAGGGAAUCCUUGCAGCUUUUUGCUGUGAUGUGUGGAGAGUUACAAGCUCCUUGUUUGGCUUGUCAAAGACAAGGAUUUUCAGGCAAUUGAGCAUUUUCCAACGUGCCCCAGAUAUGCUACAAGUAGAGACCCAAGAGCAACAGGGUUUAAACUAUUCUGAUAAUGGGAACUCAAGGAGCUUUUUAAAGGUGAUUUUGGGGAGAGACGUCACAAGGCUCAAACAAGAUAUGGUUGAGAAGACACCAAGAUGGGAAGGAAAGGAGGAGCAGAAGAAAAUGAUGAAACCAGUUGCCAGGCUGGAGGAAGCCAAGGAGAACAUGACUGUGAAACCACUCCCUGCAUUGGAGGGAAUCAAGAAGACAGCAGUGAAAACACCCCUUAGGGUGCAGGGAAACAAGGAGAAAACAACAGUGAGAUCAGCCCCAGGGGUGGAAGAAGCCAAGGAAAAGACAAUAGUGAAACCACUUCCCAGGGUGGAGGGAGCCAAGGAGAAGGCAACAGUGAAACCAUCCUCUGGGAUGAAGGGAGCUCGUGAAAACAACAUAUCCAAAGACCAAACAAAGCCAAAAGAGCCUCCUGCAUCAGGGAAAACUGUAAGACCUCUUCCUCAGGCUGCUGCAGUGACAGGAAAGAAGCAUCUGAGGGCUGCUGACUUCAAGUCUGAGCCGCAGUGGGAUUUCGAGGACAAGUACCUGCUGGACAACUCAUCUCCACCAUUGACCUGCUCUGAAUCAGUGAAGGCCAAAGCUGCCAAGUCUGACUGGCUGCGAGAUCUUUUCCUGCCCAACAUCAUGCUCUUCACAGACAAGAGAUACUUCAGUGACAGUGAGUGGGACCGCCUUGAGCAUUUUGCACCUCCGUAUGGCUUCAUGGAGCUGAAUUAUUCAUUGGUGGAGGAGGUCAUGUCCCUGCUGCCCCCGAAUUCCCACCAGCAGCUGCUCCUGGCCAACAGCAACAGCAGCAUGCCGACAUGCAUCAGCUGUGCUGUCGUGGGGAAUGGAGGAAUAUUGAAUAACUCUGGGAUGGGCCAGGAGAUUGACUCCCAUGACUACGUCUUCCGGGUGAGUGGGGCUGUAAUCAAAGGUUACGAAAAAGAUGUGGGAACAAAAACCUCCUUUUAUGGAUUCACAGCCUACUCCCUGGUGUCCUCUCUCCAGAUCUUGGGACACAGAGGGUUCAGCAACAUCCCACAGGGAAAACAUGUGAGAUACAUUCACUUCCUGGAGGGAGCUAGAGACUAUGAGUGGCUGAAGGCUCUUCUGUUGAACAAGAACAUCAGGAAAGGAUUCUUGAACCACUACGGGCAGAGGCCCCGGGAGAGAUUCGAUGAAGAUUUCACGAUGGACAGGUACCUGGUGGUUCACCCUGAUUUCCUCAGAUACAUGAAAAACAGGUUUUUAAAAUCUAAAAGUUUGGAAAAGCCUUACUGGCGGCUGUACAGACCCACAACGGGGGCCUUCCUGCUGCUAACUGCCCUCCAUCUCUGUGACUGGGUGAGUGCCUAUGGCUACAUCACGGAGGGUCAUGAGAAGUACUCGGAUCACUACUAUGACAAGAACUGGAAACGUCUGAUUUUCUACACUAACCAUGACUUCAACCUGGAGAAGCAGGUGUGGAAAAAGCUUCACGACGAGAAUAUCAUUAAGCUUUACCAGAGAACCUGAUUGUGUGGUGAGGGCCAUUGCCUGGGAAAUCUCAGCAACACCUCACUGGGAAUGGAAGAGGACCACCAGAGCCAAGGUUAGCUCUGGACUUCCAGGCACAUUUCUUUCCCACAAAGCUAUUUCCCUCCUUCAGCACCUCUGUUCUCUCACAACGUUUCUACGAAUGUGCAGAUGCUACAGACCAGGAAAGGAACAGCAAGAAAACGCAGCACAUCAACAAAGAAGUCCCAUCUGGCUGUGCUGCAAGACUGUUGCUGAUGGUUGUAGGCACUGGUAUUGGGAGAGAAGAAUCCAGGAUGGAUCUGGGUAGCAUAUGGUCCGGUGUCCUGCAUCUUCAUCGGGCUUUUCUGUCUUUGCAAGGAGAUGCUCCUCAGGCUGGAACUACUUCUAUUCUGGAUGGAUCUUCUCCAUUAGUGGUGCCCGUCUUGGAGUUGGGUGUAUUGUCUAAGCAAGCUCCCUUGGCAGCCAGUGGAUGGAGGUAGACACACAGAUCCUGUCUCAGGUUGACUUAAUUCCUGGAGGUGCUGCUCUCACUCUGCUCCCUGCAGAUAAAAAGGAUGGACUGGACACUUCCACGUGACUAAUUUGAGAGAGGAUGAGUCUCACUUCUGCUUCCUCUUGUGGCCUUGUCAUGCCACCUCCAAAGGAGCACCACCAUCAGCUCAAAGGCAGGUAAAUGCUCUCCGUGGUGCAGCAGGCAUGCAGUACUUGGUGCAUCUUGCUCUGAGGCUCCCCUGGCUGCAGGACAUGUGAAUGUUGUGUUGUGAUCCUGGUGUGCCAAGUCCUUGCUUAGCUGGGCUUUGGCACGCUUGACUCCCAGCUGUGCCAGGAGUGCUGUGUUGUCCUCUUGCCAGGGGAGGUAGGAGCUCUCCAAGUCCAGGGAUGGAUGCUAUCCGUCCUUGCUGCUGCUGGAGUGCCUGUCCUCCAUUGCGCUGAGAGGAGCCCAGUUGCCGCCAGCAAGCCUGCAGUGUAUUGGCCUUCUGAAAGGGGUUUUACAAGCAAAAUAAAUGGCACUACUUUGUCCAAGCUGAUUUUUCAUUGCAGCCCUGUGGGUUGUGGUUAUUUAGUGU